AAUUACUUUCAGAUAUUUCCCUUCUAUUGAUAUUGAUAUUGAUCAAAUUCUUUUUUUUAAUAAGCAUUACUAUAAGCUUAAGAUAUGCAAAUAUCUGAAAGAAGGCGGCAAGGAAACGGUUGAUGAAAAAGGCGUUGGAGCGUAUAUGGUAAAAGGAAAUCAAUGGUACGGUUAUGAUAACGAGGAAACUAUCAGAAUUAAAAUGAAAUGGCUCAAGGAGAAGGGUUACGGUGGUGCCUUCAUAUGGACUCUUGAUUUCGAUGAUUUCAAGGGUACAAGUUGUGGUAAAGGUCCAUAUCCGCUAUUAAAUGCAAUCAAUAAUGAACUUGAAAGUGAGGUAGGAAAUAUUUCAGAGAUGAAUUUCGGUAUCAAAUAUAGCUGA
Molecule: messenger RNA, 382 nt
Organism: Loa loa (African eye worm)
Lineage: Eukaryota; Metazoa; Nematoda; Chromadorea; Rhabditida; Onchocercidae
Exons: 2
Coding region: 146-382 (78 amino acids)
Biological process (GO): chitin catabolic process; carbohydrate metabolic process
Cellular component (GO): extracellular region
Molecular function (GO): chitin binding; chitinase activity
Source: RefSeq, a predicted model, not a curated record